Molecule: messenger RNA, 879 nt
Organism: Camelina sativa (false flax)
Lineage: Eukaryota; Viridiplantae; Streptophyta; Magnoliopsida; Brassicales; Brassicaceae
Product: MATH domain and coiled-coil domain-containing protein At2g42460-like
Molecular function (GO): protein binding
Source: RefSeq, a predicted model, not a curated record
AUGGGGACGGAAUUGAAGAUGAGGUUCUCUUGGAAGAUAGACAACUUCUCGGACAGGAAAGAAAGGAUGGUGUCGAAGUCCUUCUCAUGCGGCGACUGUGAAUGGUGCGUUGUUGUUGAUACCAAGCGAUACCCUGGUUAUGAUUUUGAUUUGUCUCUGCAUCUGAGCGUACAUAAUCCUGAAUCACUGAGACUUGGAUGGAAAAGGAGAGCUAGAUUUUUCUUCGUUAUUUUGAAUCAUUCCGGCAAAGAGCUCCGCAGAACAUAUUACGACGGCAGAUCCCGUUUAUUCUGCGCUGAGGCCACACCAUGGGCAUGGGGUGUCAAGGGUCUGUUGUCUCUUACCGAGCUUCAAGACCCCGAGAAAAACAUACUAACCGUUCAAGUCUUCGUUGAAGUAGACGAAGUUGUUCAUCAAGGACAAUCAACUGAAAAUGAUCUAUUAGACUUCGAAGGUGUCCAGAUCCUUGCUUCUCAAGCUCAUUCAGUGACCCGGAUUUUAAGGCAGAACCCAGGAUUUAAGGAAGAUUUCGCUCCAAAGUACCCGGAGCUGAGGGCAGUAUACUACACUCUCUUGGUCUCCCUCAUCGAGACACUGAUGAGCAAGUCUCCACAGAGCUUGUCUCUGGCUGAACUAACCAACGCUCAAUCCCAAUUGACCGAGCUGACGAAGGCAGGCUUCAAGCUAGACUUAUUGGAGUCAAAGCUCGAGGAACUUUUCUUGGAUAGGAAGAAAGUAGCUGUCCAACUCGAGGAACGGGUCAAGAAUGUGGAACUGACUUUAGAGAAGAUCAAAUAUGCGGCUGAUGCUAGAGUUUCUUCGUUUGGGUUCAUAGAUUCUCUCAUAAAGAGAUUCUUUCUCUCUUGCUUCUCAAUCUGA